ACCUACGCCUAUCACAAAGAGAGAGAGAAAGUGUGUGUGUGUGUGUUAUAUGAAUGAAAACAUUUGGUAUCUAAUUUUCAGAGCUGAUUUCAACAUGAAGCUUCAUGCUUUUGAAGCUCCAAUUGUUAACAAAUCAGUGUUGUGGAAUUCCUACAAAGGAAUUCUUCUAGCUCUGACACUAAUUCUUCUAACAAUCAUUCCUCUGUCUACAAACAAGAAUUUGCCUUCAUCAGUGCCAAGCCUAUGGAGAAACAUCACCAGUUUGAAGACAGUGAAGUCAGAGAAGAAAUGUGACGUGUUUCGUGGCGCUUGGGUGUCGAAAUCCGAGCAGCCGUAUUACACGAAUGACACUUGUGAUAUGAUGUUUGAAUACCAAAACUGUUUGAAGUAUGGAAGGCCGGAUAAAGAAUUCUUGAAGUGGAGAUGGAAGCCAGAUGAAUGUGAGCUUCCUCUUUUUGAUUCUGCUCAGUUCUUGGAAAUUGUUAAAGGGAAGUCCCUUGCUUUUGUUGGAGACUCCGUCGCUAGAAAUCACAUGCAGUCAUUGUUGUGUCUCCUCUCCAAUGUAUCUCAUCCAGUGGAUGUUUCUCUUAAAUACAACCUAACAUACGAUUUCAAAAGGUGGUUCUUUCCUGAUUACAAUUUCACCGUGGCAAGAUUCUGGUCACCAUAUUUGGUUAAAAGCAGGGACGCAGACCAGAAUGGUUUCUCCUCCAACAGCCUCAUGAAUCUAUACUUGGAUGAGGCAGACGAAACCUGGAUUUCCGCGGUCGAAACUUUCGACUAUGUGAUCUUCUCAGCAGGACAGUGGUUUUUUCGCCCUCAAGUAUACUAUGAAAAUGGUCAAAUGAAAGGAUGUUUCAAUUGCCAGCAAAGUAAUGUCACACAGAUUUUAAACUUCUAUGGCUACGGGAAAGUCUUUCAAACUUCCUUUAGGAAGCUUAUGGCGCUCAAAGGCUACAAAGGGAUGACAUUUAUGAGGACAUUUUCUCCAUCGCACUUUGAGAAUGGAGAUUGGAACAAAGGAGGGAACUGUGCAAGGACAAGGCCAUUUACAAAGGAAGAGAUGGAGUGGAAAAGUUUUGUCUUUGAGUUGCAUAAGGCUCAAGUGGAGGAAUUCAGAGCAGCAGAGGAGGAGGGGUUAAGGAGAGGCCUGCAAUUCAAGCUCUUGGACACAACUGAGGCUAUGCUGAUGAGACCAGAUGGGCAUCCAAACCAUUAUUCUCCACCUAGGAAUGGGAAUAUAGCUGACUGUGUGCACUGGUGUUUGCCAGGCCCCAUUGACACAUGGAAUGAGUUUUUAUUCUAUAUACUGAAGACAGGAAGGGAAGAUACACAUUGAUAAUGUAUAGGGAAAUGGGUAGAUGAGUUUUGAAAAAAAAUAUACGGUUUCUUUUUUAUAUAAUCUAUACUGUAAUAUCAUUGCAUUUGUUUCUAUGAACUACUCCAGAUUCUUCACGGGGUGUAGGUGGCCACUAAUUACUAGAAAGUUGGGAUAGUUUGUGGUAUCUUAGCUGAUAAGUUUAUAAAGAAAGCAGCAAUAGGACAUGUAUGGUAAUAAUAAAUAUAUUCUUUAAUCAGUGGGAUUAAGCUGAA
This is a messenger RNA of Cucumis sativus (cucumber), 1593 nucleotides long. RefSeq names its product protein trichome birefringence-like 19. Bases 50 to 1339 code for a protein of 429 amino acids. The transcript has 2 exons. Lineage: Eukaryota; Viridiplantae; Streptophyta; Magnoliopsida; Cucurbitales; Cucurbitaceae. The record is from RefSeq and is a predicted model, not a curated record. Gene Ontology annotation, cellular component: Golgi apparatus. Gene Ontology annotation, molecular function: O-acetyltransferase activity.